Messenger RNA from Suillus discolor, 1987 nucleotides. RefSeq names its product kinase-like domain-containing protein. The record is from RefSeq and is a predicted model, not a curated record. Bases 304 to 1791 code for a protein of 495 amino acids. Gene Ontology annotation, biological process: cell surface receptor signaling pathway; protein phosphorylation. Gene Ontology annotation, molecular function: protein kinase activity; ATP binding. NCBI's taxonomy places the organism in Eukaryota, Fungi, Basidiomycota, Agaricomycetes, Boletales, Suillaceae. The transcript is spliced from 13 exons.
AUGACAAGGGUUAAAACAAGCAGCACAGCAAGUCUGCCGGGCACGUGAUGAUCCCAGCGCCGCCAUGAACAUUCUUCGUAAGAACUUCCAUUAAGCACCGCGUUGAAGCUCGAGGUGAUCAUGGGUCCCUGGAAGCUAAAGAAUUCCAAGUACACAGUUCUGAUUGUUCUUAUAUUCUCAUAUCCGUAGCUAGCAACAUAUAAACUCACGAUCAACUUGCGAUUAUGCAGGUUGCGCCUCCUCAACUUCCCUUCUUCAACUUCUACAACUGACACUCUCACAUCCUGAACCAUAUUGGCAUUAAUGGCCAAUAUAGCAGCUCGGACAAUCAUAGGUGCAGCGCAGACAGCUGCUCAAUUUGCUCCAGUGCCAUGGCUCGCACCCGCUGCGGGCGUAUUGGUCGCAUUGAUCAACAUGCUCGCAACAGCAGAAGCUAAUAAAAAUGGGAUCGUUCUACUCCAAGAUCGCUGCUUGAGUCUCAUGUCUGUCAUCAACAACGAGGGGCAGAAUUUAACCCCGGAUCAUCAGGAUAGGUUGUGUUCGGGUGCCCACCACACCCUUCAAAGUAUUCUGGACAGAAUGGAGCCGUGGUGCUCCAUGUCCAGGGUCAAGCUGUUCGUCAAACAAGACGAGCUGGCUGGUACCAUCCAGCAAUGUCACGCAGAUAUUUCAGAUUGCUUGGUCAAACUACAGGUCGCCUCUCACAUGUCCAUUCAUACAUGGCAGACAAACUUUGAGUUGAGCCGUACACGAGACAAGGAAGACAUCGUGCAGUAUCUGGGCGACAUCAGGAACCAGCAGGAGCUCAUGCAAGUCGCACAGAUGAAGCAGGCUGCAGAUCUGAAUCAGAUCAUGAAAUUGAUGCAAAGGAAUCUUCCGGGUCAGAUUCCAACCACAGAUCGUGGUCUGGAAAGCAACCUGUACCACAUACAACAUUCGUCUCAGUUACUUUUACCGAACAUGAACCUUAAACGCAAUGAAGUGAAACGCAUCGGGCAAUAUGCUGUCAAGGGAACGGGAUCAGCAGAUAUAUGGGAAGGCCUCUAUUUGAACGAGGAAAAGGUAGCCAUCAAAAUCCUACGGGCUGUUCACUGCGAGCCUCAAACGCUUCGGAGGUUCAAGAGAGAGGUGGAGAUCUGGAAACGUGUGUGGGAAGCCGACCGCGGGGAGCAUAUCCUUCCUUUCUAUGGUUUCUGUCAAAAUGACGGGCCUUUCCCGUAUGUCGUAAGUCCAUGGAUGGUCAAUGGCACAGUGGACGAGUAUAUAAAAAAGUACCCCACCGUAGAUCAUUAUGCUCUGAUUAAAGGCAUUUGCGAGGGUGUGGAUGUUCUGCACAGCAUGACACCCCCGAUCGUGCACGGUGACCUCAAAGCGUCCAACAUCGUUGUCGAUGCCAGCGGGAACCCCCUGCUGGCCGAUUUCGGCUUUGCCAAGGUCCUGGAAGAUGUCACGGGUGUAAAUUUUACGAUGUCUGCUGGAGUUUCAAAUUCCCAGAGAUGGCUUGCGCCAGAGCUCUGCUGUGACGGCGGUAUGCUUACCACCCAAUCUGACAUAUUUGCAUAUGGCAUGACUAUACUCGAGGUUAUGACCCAUCAAGUACCAUGGUACAACAUCCGCCACACAACACAUGUUAUCAUCAAACUUUCUAGGGGGGAGAUGCCUCCACGUCCUAGUGAUCCUGCGGCCACCGAGAGGGGUUUGGAUGACCGUCUAUGGGAGUUGGUCAAGGGCUGCUGGUCGGCCCCUGAGAGGAGACCUUCGACGAGAGAUAUCCUUACUUUCCUUGGAUAACAACAAAUCUUGCUAUAUUUCGCUACAUCCAUAUUGCUGUCGUCCAUGCUGUUGAAUCGCAUAUCUCACUGUUCAAUUUCCAUCGUCUCAAGUAGAGCUGUAAGUGUAACGUCUCGCUUUCUCAGCUGCACCCUCCCAUGUAAUAUUAUCCAAUACAUCCCUAGCCAAAUCCCGCGGCCUCCGCAGAUAUUGAAAU